GGGCUUCUCAGCGGAGGCGCCGGGCAAGGGGGGUCCGCCCCCAGUGCCUCCUGCGGCGCGCCUCGCCUCGCCGGCCGCCCCGGAGCUGCCGUCUCCCCGCCCAUGUGAGCCAAAGCAAAGCCGCGCUUUAAAAGGGCCGCCCUGCCCUGCCCUGCCCGCCCGCCCGCCACACCGCCGUCGCUCGCCUUUCCUGCGGCUGCUCCAGGCGCGAUCCCGACACUCGCCAUGGCGGAGGCUUUCGCCGGCGUCUGGAACCUGGUGGAGAGCUCCAAUUUCGAUGACUACAUGAAGGCCAUCGGUGUGGGAUUUGCCACAAGACAGAUAGCGAACCUGACCAAACCCACCACAAUUAUUGAAGUCGACGGUGACAAGGUAACUAUCAAGACCCAGAGCACCUUCAAGAGCACAGAGGUCACCUGCAAGCUGGGAGAAGAAUUUGAUGAGACAACUGCGGACGACAGGCAUGUCAAGUCCGUUGUGACAUUAGAUGGAGAAAAACUCACCCACGUGCAGAAAUGGGACGGAAAGGAGACAUCGCUAGUUCGGGAACUGAAGGAUGGAAAACUAAUUUUGACUCUGACCAUGGGCAAUGUCGUCUGCACUCGAACUUACGUCAAAGCGGAAUGAGAGCUUCUGACCACCGGUCGUUCAAUGCCAACUUCGUUGCCAAAUUGCCUGCAGGCGUGGGUUUGUUUUUUUUUUGUCCAGUGUUUUGUAUAGUUAUUGAACUUUGGAAACCCGUUCAGUAUCUGACUCUCCUCACGACUACCUGUCCAACUGAUCUGGAGGUUCUUCUUGCUUUGUAAAAAAAAUAUUUAACACUGGGGGGAGAAACGUAGUGUGGAAAAUAAUAAAUGGAAGUUGUUACGCAACGGCA
Molecule: messenger RNA, 877 nt
Organism: Sphaerodactylus townsendi
Lineage: Eukaryota; Metazoa; Chordata; Lepidosauria; Squamata; Sphaerodactylidae
Gene: FABP3
Product: fatty acid binding protein 3
Exons: 4
Coding region: 226-627 (133 amino acids)
Biological process (GO): fatty acid transport
Cellular component (GO): cytosol; nucleus
Molecular function (GO): fatty acid binding
Source: RefSeq, a predicted model, not a curated record